This is a messenger RNA of Symbiodinium sp. CCMP2456, 2626 nucleotides long. NCBI's taxonomy places the organism in Eukaryota, Dinophyceae, Suessiales, Symbiodiniaceae. The record is from the annotation of a GenBank genome assembly.
GUCGCUGCAGCCUCGCGUCGACGACGUCUACGAUGUCGUCUGGCCGGAUGCUGAUGCCGCGUCACGCUUCGGAGAGGUCGUUGUGGCUGCUCUGGCGAGCAAAGGCUACUGUGUCAUCCAAACUAGCUUGAGCGAAGAGGAGCGUGAAGCCGCUUGGAGGAGUGCGCAGGAACAAGACAGAUAUUUCUUCCGCAUGAAGCAAGAGGUGGAGACUGGCUACAUGGGCUUUGAUUCCAACAACAAGGUCGCCUGGCUUAAGGAGCGGCGAGAGGAGCAAUCAAACCCGGAUGGUCUGAACUAUCCGGAGGAUGAAGAACUCGACAACAAAGCCUUCGAUGGCAGUGAAAAACUCUUCACGGACCUGGCGACAGCAAUUGCGCCUUUGACACCCACGCUGGGUGUCAGCUUUAGCUACAUCAUGAACCCUCUCCUGAGAGUGUCAAUGACCAAGAACGAGGAGGAGGAUUAUCUGCCCGAGUCUGUCCGGGACAUGAUGCAAGAUCCGGAUUCGGGUUGGACGGUUCCAGUUCAGGAGUACCUUUUCUUCUCUCGACGAAGAAGGCUGUGCGUGAUGCAUCUCAUUGAGGCCGAGGGAGGUGAGGUGUGGUUUUACCCGAAGGAUGGUUCCUUCCUAUCCGGUGGCAAGCGGAGCAUGCGAGUGCCGGCUGCUCCCAACAAGCUCCUGAUUUUCCGCCACGACAUAAUGGAUUAUUCCUUCCAGGCCGUUGGCCGGAGCUUGGCACUACAGGCUUGGCUCAUGCAGGACAUCGGCAAGUCCCAAGCAAUUCGAGAGAUGUACUUGAACCUGGGUCAGAGGGGAGACUCGGGCGAGGUGGUGUGCAACCCGGGGCCUGAAGUCCCUGAUGGACCCAAGGCGAGCAUCAUGGCUUUGACCACUCGGCUUCCGGGAGAGGCAUGGUCUCCGGCCCAAUACUGGUCCAUGUUCUCCUCAGGCACGGACACCUGCUCACAGUGGCCGUACUCUCGCUGGGAGACAGAGCCCUACUACGAGGAGGGCGCCGAUUCCAUCGCCACUGGCAAGUCGUACACCUGCCAUGGUGGAUUUGUUAGCCAAGAUCAGAUCGCUCAGUUUGACAACGUCUUCUUCGGCAUCGAUGACACGGAAGCCCGGUCAAUGAUUCCAGGCCAGAAGAUGUCCAUGGAGGUCGGCUACGAGUGCUUGGUUGCUGCGGGCUUCAACAAGAACAGCCUGAAGGGCCGGCGCAUGGGUCUUUGGUUUGGUGAUGUAGGGCCCGACUGGCACAGCUUUCAGACGGAGUGGGCAAGGUUUUGUCCUGACAUAUGCCCCACAAUGAUGGGCCUGAGCAUGAGCUGUGCAACCACAGCUGCACGCAUUGCCCACCAAUUUGAUAUCCGCGGGCCAGUUUCCUCUUAUGACACCGCGUGCUCAGCCUCCUUGGUCGCAAUGAACGCCGCGCAUUUGUGCAUGUUCGACUCGGACCCACCCAAGCCUGACAAUGCUGAAGCACUGAUUGUGGGUGUAAACACCCUGCUGGGACCUGGAUCCUUCAUAGGCAACUGCAUGGCCACGAUGCUUUCGCAUCAAGGCCGCAGCUUCACCUUCAACCGCAGUGCUGAUGGCUACCAGCGCGGUGAAGGUUGCGGAAGCGUUUUCGUGAAGCUGUACCAGGGCGACAAGCGCGAUGAAGAAGAGCGUGUCUGUGCGCUCAUCGGCACAGCAACCAACCAGGACGGCAGGAGUGCAAGCUUGACGGCUCCCAACGGUCCAGCACAGCAGGCAGUGAUCAAGAAGUCAAUGCGGUUCGCUGGCAUCAACCCAAAUACUGUGUCCAUAGCCGAGUGCCACGGCACGGGAACUGCUCUCGGAGAUCCCAUUGAAGUCGGCGCGCUUAUGGCAGUGAUGCAUGAGCGCAAGGUCCCAAUCCUGAAGACCAGUGCGAAGAGCAAUGUGGCCCACUUGGAGGCUGGCGCCGGAAUCGCCGGUCUGACGAAAUGCAUCAUGAUGAUCAACUUCGGCACGGCCCCGCCGAACUGCCACUUCAACAUCAUCAACCCGCACUUGACGAUCGAAGGGUACCCCGUCUACUUCGACACGGAGGACAUUGACGUGGGCCUCAGCAGCCUCUACUGCGGCGUCUCUUCCUUUGGCUUCGGCGGCACCAACUCGCGAGCGGACGUCUACGGCUACGCGACGAAGGGGCACAAGGCGGCCAUGAAGGCCAACUUGCCGACGCCGUCUCUUCCGAGGGCCUUGCACAUCGGGCAGACGCUGUACAUCAGUGGUUCUUGGGACAAAUUCGCGACUUACAAGGCAAUGGAUGGAGGGAGGUACGGCAAGUACACCUGCACAAUCGAACUCGGCGAAAGCCUGUGCGAAGAGUUUCAGUUGUCGUGUACGGAAGACAACCUGGAGGUGAUUCAUCCCCUCGUCAAGAAGGCUGACAGUACCGAGCAGAUCGUCGGUCCGGACUACGCAGGGAGGGGACUGAACUUCUUCAUCGACGGCCGGAAGGACGGCGUCCCACCAGGGACUCUGUAUCAGAUCGACUUCAGUUGGAUGGAUGACAAGAAGACCAUCUCCUGGAUGCCGGUGGAAGCUGACGCAAGCCUGGAGGUGCAAGAUGGGCAGCCCGAGCUGGAGUAG